This is a messenger RNA of Pseudogymnoascus verrucosus, 2219 nucleotides long. RefSeq lists its product as uncharacterized. The coding region runs from base 119 to 1783 and encodes 554 amino acids. Gene Ontology annotation, biological process: carbohydrate metabolic process. NCBI's taxonomy places the organism in Eukaryota, Fungi, Ascomycota, Leotiomycetes, Thelebolales, Thelebolaceae. The transcript has 3 exons. The record is from RefSeq and is a predicted model, not a curated record.
CCACUGACGGUGGUCCCUGUCUUUCCGCCGUGGGCUUUCAUAUAGUGUUCAUACUUCAUUUCGCAUGUAAUCACGCUCUUACAGUAUACCUCGUGCGAGGUUUUAACUGAAAGCAAUAAUGCAACUAUUCGCCCUUCCAGCGGCCAUCCUUUGGGCGAUCCUUUCCGAACCUUCUACCGCGACACAUUUCGAUACAUUUUCUCAAAAAACAUCCGCGACAACAUCAUCCGUAGCCGAUGAUUAUAAGGAAGCAUGUCCGGAUUACGUGAAAUAUUCUACAUAUCCCCACCGCCCGCUCAGCGAAGGUGUUAUGCAGCUUCCGUUUCAACGGCCUUCUACACAAUGUCGGACAUUUACAUCGCCACACGUCGAAAAGAUAAUUGGUGAUAUCACUUCUAAAAUGGUUGAUAAGGACCUUGCCAGGCUCUUUGAGAAUGCCUUUCCCAACACGCUAGAUACAACUGUUAGGUGGCAUGUUGAUGGGAUCGACAAGCUCAAACACAAUGAGUUCAAAGCCUGGCAUAAGACGAAAGGCGAUGGAGCUUGGGAAGGCGCUCAAAGCUUCAUUGUGACGGGGGAUAUCAAUGCUGAAUGGCUGCGAGAUUCCACCAAUCAAUUACUCCAAUACCAACCUUUGGCCCUCAAAGACCGAAAGAUAUUCAAUUUGAUACUUGGGGCUAUCAACACGCAAGCAGAAUAUGUUAUUCAGUCGCCUUAUUGUAAUGCAUUUCAGCCACCACCACCGAGCAAGUUGGCGGCAACCCAGAAUGGCCAAGAUGAUGCUGUCCACCCCGCUUUUGAACCUGGGGUUGUUUUCGAGUGCAAGUAUGAGCUAGAUUCCCUGGCACAUUUCUUAGCGCUAUCAAACACAUUUCACAAGUUUACUCGGUCGACGGACUUCUUAACUCCUCGAUGGUAUGAGGCUUUAGAUGCGCUCAUGGGAGUCAUCGAGGAGCAGUCUCAAUCCACCUUCAAUCCGACCUCGGGUCAGUUUGAGCCAAACAAGUAUCGAUUCUCUCGAAAAACCACCCAAGGAACGGAGACCUUACCGCUGUCUGGCCAAGGAAACCCCCUUAACCAUGGCACGGGUCUAGUCCGGUCUGCAUUCCGACCCUCUGAUGAUGCUACGAUUCUAGGUUUCUAUAUUCCGGCGAAUGCGAUGAUGGCUGUUGAGCUGAAACGCACAGCAGCUAUUUUACGCAAAGCGGGGAAAGGGCGUCAAGCACAGGUUAUUGAAAAGCGCGGACAGGCUAUUGCUGAUGGGGUUUGGGAACAUGGCGUUGUGAAGCAUAAAAAGUACGGCGAGGUUUUUGCCUACGAGGUUGACGGAUAUGGAUCCCAGAUCAUAAUGGAUGAUGCCAAUGUGCCGUCUCUUCUCGCACUGCCCAUACUAGGCUUUGUAGACGUCACGAAUACGGUAUAUCAAAACACGCGUAAGAUGCUGCUCGAGAGGUCCGGAAACCCAUACUAUCUGGAAGGGAGAGCAUUUAACGGCAUUGGCGGACCGCAUAUUGGCUUGGAGAAUGCCUGGCCGAUGAGUUUGUUGCUGCAAGUAAUGACAACGGAUAACGAUGAGGAGAUCAAAGAAUCUUUGGCGUUGGUCCUCAAAGCUAGCAGACUUGGUUUAGUUCACGAGAGCAUACACGUCAAUCGUAUACGAGACUACACAAGAAGUUGGUUUGCUUGGGCAAAUAGCGUCUUCGCGCAGACAAUUAUAGAUUUAGCGGAGAGGAAACCAGAGCUGAUUUUUGGUCCCGGAGCGCAGCCAUAUACGGUGAGCUAAACCAGGCCCCAAGAGAAGGAGCACGGUGGAUAGUGGCAUUUGAUGUAUAUAUAUCCAUUGCAGAGAAUCCAGGUUCGCUAUGGCUUGGUCUUGUGCUAUUAUAAAGUGUUCGUUGGAAAUUAUUAUUAUCACAACGAACCUAAAUACCCCUUUCGAGACUACGACCCGCGUCUAGUUUUUAGCCCAAGGAAGAAAUCAUAGGCUAUAUCGACUAGGAUCGACCGCAAAUUCGCCCGCCAAUCAUGUCUUCUUUGCGAAGAAAGCCAUUAUAUUGCCCUGUCCGGGUUUCCCUGCGGGUUUCUUCCCUUUCGGUCCACUAGAUGAGGAAGGAACUGAAGACUUCGCCUUGACAACCGGCUCAUCUUCCGAAAACGACUCCCAGCCGGGCUCCUCCUUCGUAACUAGAAGCUUGUUAGCUAUGUAAUUAAAAGCAAAG